AUGGUCCAACCUCUGGAGAUCCGGUUCCUCGCAACCGACCCCAACGCAUGGAGUGUACGCACCCUCCUCCGCCCAACCCUUACAGACCCCAACACAAGAACCACCCUCUUCCACGCCAACCCGAUCAUCCAAUACCUCGUCGACCACUACGACCACACAAAUGCUCUGAGCACUACUGCUACCACCACAGAGAAACACCUUCUAAACCAAUGGCUGCAUCUCCAGACGACGCUGAGCUCCAGCUCCAGCCCCAACCCCCAAUUCCACAACGUUCUGGCAACGUUGAACACCGCCCUGACGAAUAAAUCCUGGCUCGUGGGCGAGCGCUGCAGCUACGCUGAUUUGGCGUUUUUACCGGGUCUUCACGGUCUUGCUUCUCCUUCGGGGGGUGAUGGCCUGGGAUUGAGGCUAAUGCGGCCGUAUCCGUUUGUCGCGGCGUGGGUGGGGAGGAUGGAGACGAGGGGGGCGUGGGGGAGGGUUCUUGCUAUACGGGAGGGGGUGUUGCGGGAUGUGGCUGCGGAUGCGGUUCGACCGGAAGAAGAGGGGUUGUUGGAUGGGGAGAGUGAGUGGGAGGAGAUUGAGGGGUGUUCUGUUGCUGUAGACCGCGUCGAGGAGGAUGAGGGGGGGUCGAGUGUUCAAGCUGUGGCUAUUGAGGCUGCGGUGAGGAUGGAUCAGACUGAGGAUUAUGCUAACGGCGAGGAGAGAGAAGGAAUGAUGCCAUGCGCAGCUGGAUUUGCGCUGCAGAGAGUAUCCACAGCUCGCCAGGUGCUGCGUCACGAGCACCGCGGGGACGACGACGACGACGACGAUGAGAGGGAGGGCAUUCUCCCGUGUGUGGCUUCCAUGUUGCAUGCUCACGCAAUCCCGAGUCAAAUGAGGAGCGGCGAGGCCGAAGACAGAGAAGGAAUCCUCCCGUGCGGCGCUUUUGCCGCGCACGCGAAGCAGUCAUCGAAUGCGACGAUGAUCGCUGAGCAUAGUGAUGAUGAUGAGAGGGAGGGAAUCCUCCCGUGCGGAGCCUUUGGGGCUCACGCGCAGCACAUAUCACUAAAGCCCAUCACGACAGCCGAGGUCCACGAUGACGACAACGACGACAAUGAAAGAGAAGGCAUGCUGCCCUGCACUGUGAUCGGGCUUCACUCGAAGCAGCUACCCCCGAAGACGACAGUGGUCGAAAGUGAGAGUGAUAGCGACGACGAGAAGGAGGGAUUCCUCCCGUGCGGUGCUUUUGGGGCCCACGCGCAGCACGUAUCCUCUACCACUACCCCAGAGGUCGAGGUCGAGGAUGAUGACGAUGGAAGAGAAGGCAUUCUCCCGUGCGGUGCAUUUAUCGCCCACACACAGCAUGCACCCUCCACCGUCGAAGCCGAGAUCAACAAUGACAAUGACGACGACGAGAAAGAAGGCAUGCUCCCCUGCGCCGGUAUCGGAAUGCCGACGCCAUACGCAACAUGCAAUGCCGAGGAUGAUGAUUUCGAGCGCGAGGGCAUGCCUCCCUGCUCUCUGAUGGGAAUGGUAUACUAA
Molecule: messenger RNA, 1521 nt
Organism: Aspergillus aculeatus ATCC 16872
Lineage: Eukaryota; Fungi; Ascomycota; Eurotiomycetes; Eurotiales; Aspergillaceae
Exons: 3
Coding region: 1-1521 (506 amino acids)
Source: RefSeq, a predicted model, not a curated record